CUGGUUUCUCUCUCCCUCUUUCUCUCUCUCUCUUUUCCUGCGAAUCACUCUGGUUUCUCUCUCCCUCUCUCUCUCUCUCUCUCUCUCUAAAAUAUCAUCACUCGCUUUUUCUCUCCACGAAAUCCCGGUGGUCCACCUCGCAGGAAUCCGACGCCCUCUAUUAAAUGUUGAGGCCUUCUGCUUCUUUCAUUCUCGACCAACGCGAAUCCCUCUCUUCUCCGCCUCCAAAUUUAGCGCCUCCUGCAACUAUGGCGCCUAAACCCCCAAUCCAAGCCGGCUCUGGAGCUGGCUACUACGCCGCUAGAGCCGAGCACCACGCCGUCUCAAGUCACUGGCUUGCCCAAGCCCAAGCCGCCGUUGAUGGCGGCCCGGCUAAGCCGGGCCUGAGCGAAUCCCAUGGUGAUAGGCAUAGAGACAGAGAGAAUGCCUCGUUUAGUGUUAUAGAUGAAUUUAAUUUUUGGCGAAAGAAACCCGAUUUAGCUGAGGCUGUAGCAGCGAUAAUGGCUUUGGCAGCGGUGAUUAGAACCAGUGAGGCUACGACGAUGAUGGAGUUGGAGAUCGAGUUAAAAAAGGCGUCUGAUACUCUAAAGUCAUGGGACACAACUUCCAUAUCUCUAUCAGCUGGUUGUGACCUGUUCAUGCGCCAUGUUACAAGGACUUCAGCUUUGGAAUAUGAGGACUUUGAUGCUGCCAAGGCUCGUCUAAUUGAACGUGGAGAGAGGUUCGGGGAAAUAUCCCUAAGGGCUAGGAAAACAAUUGCAAUGCUGAGUCAAGAUUUUAUAUUUGAUGGUUGUACCAUUUUGGUCCACGGCUUCUCAAGAGUUGUGUUGGAAGUGUUGAGGCUUGCUGCAUCAAGUGGGAAACUCUUUCGGGUCUUUUGCACUGAAGGCAGGCCCGAUAAGACAGGCCUAAGGUUGUCUACCGAACUUGUUGGCCUUGGGAUUCCUGUGAAGCUUUUAAUUGAUUCUGCUGUUGCGUAUAACAUCGAUGAGGUCGACAUGGUAUUUGUUGGUGCAGAUGGUGUGGUUGAAAGCGGAGGCAUCAUUAACAUGAUGGGAACAUACCAAAUUGCAUUGGUAGCUCACAGCAUGAACAAACCUGUUUAUGUUGCUGCAGAGAGUUACAAGUUUGCACGUCUCUAUCCUUUGGAUCAGAAAGACUUGGCUCCUGCGCUACGCUCGGUUGAUUUUGGUGUACCGGUUCCUACUGCUGUUGAGGUGGAAACGUCGGCAAGGGAUUACACACCUCCACAGUAUCUCACCCUUCUUUUCACCGACCUUGGGGUGUUAACACCUUCUGUAGUUAGUGACGAACUCAUUCAGUUGUACCUAUAGUACCAGAGCUUCACAUAGAGAGAGAGAGUCGAUGGUUCAGUCAAUAUAGAUCCACGGCACAAGAAAUGAAUAGGAUUAUUUAUUUGCGAGAGAAACACGAUCUCUAGAAAAUUGAAUUUGCCUCUAUAAUAUUCCGAUCAGGGCCCGAUCCUGAUCUUAAUCGACGGUCAGGUCCAUAUGUUUGGACCUGGACCCGACUUUGUCCCGACUUGGUAA
Molecule: messenger RNA, 1550 nt
Organism: Amborella trichopoda
Lineage: Eukaryota; Viridiplantae; Streptophyta; Magnoliopsida; Amborellales; Amborellaceae
Biological process (GO): translational initiation
Cellular component (GO): eukaryotic translation initiation factor 2B complex
Molecular function (GO): guanyl-nucleotide exchange factor activity; translation initiation factor activity
Source: RefSeq, a predicted model, not a curated record